GAGCUGUCCGAGGUUCUGACCGUCCCGCCCGAGCCCCGAGCUCCUGCCUGCUCCCGGCCCUGUGAUUCCCCGGUCCCCGGCCGACUCCCGCCCUCUGGCUGCCCAAUUCUCUAAACCCAGGGGCGCAGCGGCUGAAGGAAGUCAUGGUGUUCGCUCCAGGUGAGAAGCCUGGGAACGAGCUGGAGGAGGUGAAGCUGCAGAAUGCCAGCAAACAGAUCGUUCAGAAUGCCAUCCUGCAAGCUGUGCGGCAAGUCUCCCAGGAGAGCCUGCGGAGGGAAGGCAGACCCCGUGACAGCAGGGCCCGGGGCCAGCUAGGAGGGCGCGAGCUGACCAAGAAACAUGAAAAGAAGUAAUGGGUGCUGCUGGCUCUGGCUCUUGUCACAUGCUUGGUUUCUGCCUUUCCUGUUAGCAUAGGACGUGUCACCAAAAUGUUGCCAAUAAGCAAAGCAAAGUGUCAUGGAUGCCUGUCAGUAGGAUGAGUUCAUGCCAGCUUUUCCGAAUCUGUGUUAGGGACUCUUCAUGUCUUUGUAAUACCUCUGGAAGCAGCUGAGCCAGACAUGGCACUCAUACCGCGAACGUCAUUUUAUAACAAACCUAUUUUCCAAGUUCU
Mastomys coucha (southern multimammate mouse) is the source of this 610-nucleotide messenger RNA. It is a transcript of the gene Akain1, whose product is annotated as A-kinase anchor inhibitor 1. NCBI's taxonomy places the organism in Eukaryota, Metazoa, Chordata, Mammalia, Rodentia, Muridae. Bases 144 to 353 code for a protein of 69 amino acids. The record is from RefSeq and is a predicted model, not a curated record. The transcript has 2 exons.